This is a messenger RNA of Pelodiscus sinensis (Chinese soft-shelled turtle), 1865 nucleotides long. Its product is annotated as prolactin-releasing peptide receptor-like. Gene Ontology annotation, biological process: G protein-coupled receptor signaling pathway. Lineage: Eukaryota; Metazoa; Chordata; Testudines; Trionychidae. Gene Ontology annotation, molecular function: neuropeptide Y receptor activity; neuropeptide binding. Gene Ontology annotation, cellular component: plasma membrane; neuron projection. The record is from RefSeq and is a predicted model, not a curated record.
UGGAAGCAUGGCUCUCCGUAAGUUCAACACACCGAGGUGAGCAUAGUUGGAAUCCAGAGCCCCGAAGGAUUCGAGAGCAGGCUGAAUUCUCUUCCUCCGUCUGACCCACAAACCCCUCCAGGAUCGACCACGGCUGCUGGGGGCCGUUGCUCCCUGCCUUCACUCUGCACCAGGGCUCUGUCGAACAAAUCCCUGCAGUCGAGCCAGGCAAACGAAGCAGGGGACGUUGGAGACCAAGAGGUCAGGUUACGAGGCAGCUCCAGGGACAGGACUGAAGGGAACCGAACUGGCCUCAGUUUUGCAGCUGGAGCAGAAACAGUGGGUGAGACCUGGUGCCCCGUGAAGACAUUUCCGUGCGACUCUCGGGGUGUGAGUGUGAGUGGCCGAGCCCAGAGGAGGCUCGGCGGGUGAGACCGGAAUACCUGUUUGCACAGGGAUCCUCACACGUGGCUGGAAACGCUCUGCAAAGCUGAGACAUUGACUCAGGACUGCAAGCCACGCCUGACCUCCUGCUCCAGCUAAAAGAGACGCCCCCAGAACAGAUUCAGCCAUAAAUGACAUGCCCAGGGGUUCCUGUGUCUAGGGACUGCAGGUGAACGGAGCCCUGGUUACACCCCGUAACGAAAGUCACUAAUGCCGACCCCUUCUGCUCUUGUCUAAGUUGGCUUCUCAGUUGACUGGGAGUCAUGGAGCCUCUCGAGAGUUGGGACAAGGUCCCGACCAACGAGAGCAUCUAUGCGAUCGUCCUCAAGAACAGCUCCAAUUCCAGCUCUCAAUUUACGGGCGUCCAGUUGAUCCAGUCCUUCAAACCCCUCAUCAUCCCCUGCUACGCCCUCGUGGUGCUCGUCGGCAUCUUCGGCAACUACCUGCUCCUCUACGUCAUCUGUAGGACCAAGAAGAUGCACAACGUCACCAACUUCUUCAUCGGGAACUUGGCUUUCUCCGACAUGCUGAUGUGCGCCACCUGCGUGCCGUUCACCCUGGCCUACGCCUUCAACCCGCAGGGCUGGGUCUUCGGGAAGUUCUUGUGCUACUUCGUGUUCCUGAUGCAGCCGAUGACGGUCUACGUGUCUGUCUUCACCCUCACGGCCAUCGCGGUGGACAGGUACUACGCCACGGUGCACCCGCUGAGGAAGCGCAUCUCCGUCCCCACCUGCGUGUACGUGGUGGGCGGGAUCUGGCUGCUGUCCUGCGCCCUGGUGGCCCCCGCCAUCGCCCACACGUACCACGUGGAGUUCCAGAAGGAAGGCUUUGCCAUCUGCGAGGAGUUCUGGAUGGAGGAGGAGGAGGAGCGCCUGGCCUACGCCUACAGCACCCUCAUCAUCACCUACAUCCUGCCCCUCUCCGCCGUCUCCCUCUCCUACAUCUGCAUCACGGUCAAGCUGAGGAACCGGGUGGUGCCCGGGCACCCGACCCAGAGCCAGGCAGAGUUCGACCGGGUGAGGAAGAGGAAGAUCUUCCGCCUCCUCGUGCUGGUGGUGGCGGCCUUCGGGGUCUGCUGGCUCCCCAUCCACGUCUUCAACAUCAUCCGGGACAUCGACAUCAACCUCAUCAACAAGCACUACUUCCUGCUCCUCCAGCUGCUCUGCCACUGGUUCGCCAUGAGCUCCUCCUGCUGCAACCCCUUCCUCUACGCCUGGCUGCACGACCGCUUCCGCAGCGAGCUGAAGAAGAUGUUCACCUUCCGGCAGAAGGUCGUCCCCGCCCAGAAUGGCGUCGCUGUCAGCGUGGUGCUCUGAGGCCUGGACCCGGGGCCCUCUGUGUUCCAAGGGCCCCGCAUCCCGUCUCUCCCUUGGCAUCCCCACCCGACGCCCGAGGAUCCACGCGCCCCCUCCUGAAACGCGGGCUCCUCGGAGGUGGGAGGG